GUUUUAGAAACGUUAAUGGAGACCACUUAGUGAUGAAGAUGUAUUUCAUCUCAGUUUUCAUCCUUUUUGGGACGGGACUGACUGUAAACAGCGAGAAACACUCCCUCAUGUACAUCUACACCGGCUUCUCUAAACCUGUCGGACUUCCGGGCAUCCAUGAGUUCACAGCUAUGGGUCUGCUGGACGGCAGGAUGAUCGACUACUAUGACAGUGAUGUCCCGAAAAAAGUUCCCAAGCAGGACUGGAUGAACGAGACACUUCCUGCAGAGUACUGGGAGAAUGGCACACAGUCCCGCCUGAUCAAGCAGCAGUGGUUCAACAACAGCAUCGACAUCCUGAAGAAACGAAUGAAUCAGACUGAUGAUGAUCUCCAUGUUCUUCAGUGGAUGGUCGGCUGUGAGGGUGAAACAACAGGGUCUGAUGGUAUAAUACAGUUUGUCCGUGGUGUGAACAUGUUCAACUACGACGGACAAGACUUCCUGUCCUUUGAUGACACCAACUCAGUCUGGGUUGCUGCCACUGUUAUAGCAAACCAGACCAAGAGAAAGUGGAAUGAAGACCAGAUCCUAAAAGAAAAGACCAAAGUCUACCUGGAGAAGGAGUGUAUAGAUUGGUUGACCAAGUUCAUGGUAUACGGGAAUAACCAGACCCAAGCUGCCCAUCCACCAGAUGUCUACGUGUUUGCUAAGAAAACCAGCAAUGAGUCAAACCUCAUGUUGAGCUGCCUGGCCACAGGUUUCUACCCAAAAGACAUCACCCUUCACAUCAAAAGGAACGACCACAUUCUGACUAAAGAGGAGGGGUUGAUCUCCUCAGACGUUCGACCAAAUGAAGACGACAGCUUCCAGAGAAGAGACAGUGUGGAGAUUUUAAAGAGUGACGCUGCUUCUUUCACAUGUGAAGUCUUUCACAGAGCAUCCAGUAUGUCUGUUGACAAGGUUUGGGUUCAUAAAGUUACUGAUGGAGGAAACAAUGGAGGCAUUAUUGUUGAAGUGAUUGUAUGCCUGAUCUUCGUUGUCGUACUCGUGGCUGCAGUGCUGGUGGUGUUGAUGACAAGAAGGAUAAUGUGGUUCAGACCAUAUCGCAGCAUCGAUAACUCUGAUACACCACCCAUUGAAGCUGUUCCCUUAAAGAGAUAUGAUCUGAACCAGGCCAGAGGAAUGUCAGUGAUUCCAAUGGAGGAUAACCUGUCCAGGAGGAUGUCAUGA
Molecule: messenger RNA, 1208 nt
Organism: Scomber scombrus (Atlantic mackerel)
Lineage: Eukaryota; Metazoa; Chordata; Actinopteri; Scombriformes; Scombridae
Product: H-2 class I histocompatibility antigen, Q10 alpha chain-like
Exons: 8
Coding region: 33-1208 (391 amino acids)
Biological process (GO): immune response
Cellular component (GO): external side of plasma membrane
Source: RefSeq, a predicted model, not a curated record